UGCCAAUCCAAAUCACAUGGCCAUAGCUUCUUCUUCCCCCGACUUUAGCUUCGCAGAGACGAAAGCUUCCUUCCUUUUUGAAACGCAAAAACCAAAAACAAACAGUAAAAAAUAACCCCAAAUGCAAAAUAAUGGGCAACAAGAUCGCGCGCACAACGCAAGUCUCUGCCACGGAGUACUAUCUCCACGAUUUACCUUCUUCUUACAAUUUGGUGCUCAAGGAGGUGCUUGGUCGCGGCCGCUUCUUCAAGUCAAUUCUCUGUAAGCACGAUGAGGGUUUAGUCCUCGUUAAAGUCUAUUUCAAGCGAGGCGAUCCUAUCAAUCUGAGAGAGUAUGAGCGCCGUCUCGAGCAAAUCAAGGACACCUUCCUUGCCCUUGACCACCCUCAUGUCUGGCCUUUCCAGUUUUGGCAAGAAACAGAUAAAGCGGCUUAUCUUUUGAGGCAAUAUUUCUUCAAUAAUCUUCAUGAUCGCUUGGGCACUCGGCCUUUCCUCAGUUUAGUGGAGAAGAAGUGGUUGGCUUUUCAGUUACUUCUUGCUGUGAAACAGUGUCAUGAGAAGGGUAUUUGUCAUGGUGAUAUUAAGUGUGAGAAUGUUCUGGUCACUUCCUGGAAUUGGCUCUAUCUUGCUGAUUUUGCUUCAUUUAAACCGACUUACAUUCCCUAUGAUGACCCAUCGGAUUUCUCAUUCUUCUUUGACACGGGAGGAAGAAGGCUCUGCUAUCUUGCGCCUGAGAGAUUCUAUGAGCAUGGAGGUGAGAUGCAGGUUGCUCAAGAUGCACCAUUAAGGCCCUCCAUGGAUAUCUUUGCUGUUGGGUGUGUGAUUGCGGAGCUUUUCCUCGAGGGUCAGCAACUGUUUGAACUCUCCCAGCUUCUUGCUUAUCGUAGAGGACAGUAUGAUCCUAGCCAACAUCUUGAGAAGAUUCCAGAUACUGGAAUCCGAAAGAUGAUUCUUCAUAUGAUCCAGUUGGAACCAGAGGCACGACUUUCUGCGGAAAGCUACCUGCAAAGUUAUGCAGCUGUUGUGUUUCCAACCUACUUCUCACCGUUUCUGCAUAAUUUCUACUGCUGCUGGAAUCCUCUUCAUUCUGAUAUGAGGGUUGCGAUGUGCCAGAGUGUUUUCCAUGAAAUACUUAAGCAAAUGAUGGGCGACCGGACAAGUGAAGAGACUGGAGCUGGGAAUAGUACAUCUGAAAAUGGCGUUAGUGGUUACCCGUCAUUAGAGACAGUUGAAAUACAAAACUUGGACUUGGCAAGGGACUCAAGAAAGAGAGAAAUGACCGAUAAAGGUAUAGUUCGUGAUCAAUACAAGCUUCUUGGUGAUAUUAGUACCCUUCUUGGGGAUGUAAAACAAAGCAAUGACUAUUCUAGUGUCAAGUUGAUGCCUGAAAGUGCACCCAGUUCUGCAUUUUCCCAGGACAUUAAGCAAUGCAGCAUACAAUCACCUGGCGAGCUUCUUCAGGCUAUCUCCAAUGCAUUUAGGAAAAAUGAUCAUCCCUUUUUGAAAAAGAUCACAAUGGAUGAUUUGAGUUCGUUGAUGUCUGAGUAUGACAGUCAAUCUGAUACCUUUGGCAUGCCUUUUUUACCUUUACCAGAAGAUAGUAUGAAGUGUGAAGGUAUGGUUCUGAUUGCCUCUCUCCUUUGUUCCUGCAUACGCAAUGUCAAGUUGCCUCAUUUGAGGAGGGGGGCCAUACUUCUACUGAAGUCUUCUUCAUUAUAUAUUGAUGAUGAAGAUCGCUUGCAGCGUGUACUGCCUUAUGUUAUUGCUAUGCUCUCGGAUCCAGCAGCAAUAGUGCGUUGUGCUGCCCUAGAGACUCUGUGUGACAUUCUGCCUUUAGUUCGAGAUUUUCCACCUAGUGAUGCAAAGAUAUUCCCCGAAUAUAUUCUUCCGAUGCUUUCCAUGCUUCCUGAUGAUCCAGAGGAAAGUGUGAGAAUAUGUUAUGCUAGCAAUAUAGCUAAGCUGGCUCUAACUGCUUACGGUUUCUUGAUUCACUCUAUAAGCCUGAGCGAGGCUGGUGUCCUUGAUGAAAUGACUUCAGCACGCAAGUCAUUAGCAUCAUCCAUUGAGACAUCCAGACAUCAGCAGAGGGUGAAUAAUAAUUCACAGCUAGCACAGCUGAGGAAAUCCAUUGCUGAGGUUGUUCAAGAACUUGUGAUGGGCCCAAAACAAACUCCAAAUAUCAGGAGAGCGCUCCUUCAGGACAUUGGCAAUCUAUGCUGCUUCUUUGGUCAGAGACAGAGUAAUGACUUUCUGUUACCAAUCCUUCCUGCGUUUCUCAACGAUCGAGAUGAGCAACUAAGGGCAUUAUUCUAUGGGAAGAUUGUAUAUGUCUGCUUCUUUGUGGGCCAAAGAAGUGUAGAGGAGUAUCUUCUACCUUACAUCGAGCAAGCUUUAAGUGAUCAAACUGAGGCUGUCAUUGUUAAUGCAUUGGACUGUUUGGCAAUCCUAUGUAAACAUGGCUUCUUGCGGAAGCGAAUAUUGCUUGAAAUGAUAGAACACGCCUUUCCUUUGUUAUGUUAUCCAAGUCAGUGGGUUAGAAGAUCAGCUGUCACUUUCAUUGCAGCCAGCAGUGAGAGCUUAGGUGCUGUGGAUUCCUAUGUUUUCCUUGCACCAGUUAUACGCCCUUUCCUUAGAAGACAACCUGCUUCCCUAGCUUCUGAGAAGUCUCUACUUUUAUGUUUGAAGCCUCCUGUCUCCAGGCAGGUAUUUUACCAAGUUUUAGAAAAUGCUAGAAGUUCAGAUAUGUUGGAGAGACAGAGAAAAAUAUGGUACAAUUCGUCAACACAGUCCAAACAAUGGGAAAGUGCUGAUGUGCUCAGAAGAGAGGAUGGGGAAGUAAAUUCUGUGAAGAGUUGGUCUGACAAGAAAUCAAGUCCUGAUAUUCAGAAACACGAUAUUAAUGCAUUGGAGCAGCAAGAGGAUGGUGAGGCAAAGCUGAGAGCUAUUGGCUUGAUAAGCAAUGUUUCUAGUGUGGUUGACAUUCGUGAUCCCCUAAGCUCAGAAAAGUUGCAAUUCUCAGGCUACAUGUCUCCACAGGUUGGUGGCGUGAAUAGCUUCAUACAUGAUAAGUCCUCAGAGGGCAUACCUUUGUACUCUUUUAGCAUGGACAGGCGAGCAGUGAAAAUUCCUCCUGCAGCUUCUGAUUCUUCAUUGCGUAUGAACUCUCUUGGAAUUGGUUCAUCUUACAUGCCUUGGAUGGAUCCAGUAAACAAAUCAUUUAGCUUGGCUAGUUCUGUUCCUGCACCUAAGCUGGUUUCUGGCUCUUUCAGCAUCAGCAAUGGAUCUAAACAGUUCUACAGAGUGGUACAUGAACCAGAAAGCAGGGAAAGUGAUCAGACAUCAUAUGUUAAUAGUAAAUUUCAAGAGAUGGGAUUAUCUGGUGCAACGAAGGGAGGAUCUUUUACAGUGGAAGAUGCUUCUGCUCCAACUGAUUUAACAGGAUUGCCGUCCUUUGCUCGGACUGCAUCAGUUCCAGACUCAGGUUGGAGACCUCGUGGAGUGUUGGUAGCACACUUGCAGGAGCAUCGCUCAGCUGUCAAUGAUAUUGCAAUUUCAAAUGAUCAUAGCCUGUUUGUAAGUGCAUCUGAUGAUUCAACUGUCAAGGUGUGGGAUUCAAGAAAGUUGGAGAAGGACAUCUCCUUCAGAUCAAGGCUCACUUAUCAUUUGGAAGGAAGUCGAGCACUUUGCACUGUAAUGCUCCGCAACUCUCCUCAAGUUGUUGUUGGAGCGUGCGAUGGCGUGAUGCAUCUAUUUUCUGUUGAUCACAUAUCUAGGGGCCUUGGCAAUGUUGUUGAGAAGUAUUCAGGUAUUGCUGAUAUAAAAAAGAAGGAUAUCAAGGAAGGUGCAAUACUUAGCCUUUUGAACUACACUGCAGAUAAUAGUGCUAGUCAGAUUGUCAUGUAUAGUACUCAAAAUUGUGGAAUCCAUCUCUGGGAUAUUAGAGCAAAUGCAAAUGCGUGGACAUUAAAAGCUGUUCCUGAGGAAGGUUAUGUUUCUUCUCUGGUAACAAGCCCCUGUGGGAAUUGGUUUGUCUCAGGAUCUUCGAGGGGUGUGCUCACACUUUGGGAUCUAAGGUUCCUCAUACCUGUGAACUCAUGGCAAUAUUCUCUUGUAUGCCCCAUAGAAAAGAUGUGCCUCUUUGUUCCUCCUCCAAAUGUCACAUUGUCUAGUACUGCACGACCCCUAAUAUAUGUUGCUGCUGGUUGCAGUGAAGUUUCUCUAUGGAAUGCCGAGAAUGGGAGCUGUCACCAGGUAUUGAGGCUGGCAAAUUAUGACAAUGAUAUUGAAAUAUCUGACAUGCCAUGGGCCUUGGCCAGACCAACCGGUAAGGCAAACCUUAAACCAGAUAUGAGGCGGAAUGUCAAUCCGAAGUAUAAAGUUGAUGAGCUGAAUAAUCCUCCUCCCCGUCUUCCUGGUAUCCAUUCAAUGCUUCCUUUACCUGGGGGUGAUUUGUUGACUGGUGGUACCGACUUGAAGAUACGUCGGUGGGACCAUUUCAGCCCUGAAAGAAGUUACUGUAUUUGUGGGCCAAAUUUGAACGGAGUUGGAAAUGAUGAUUUAUUUGAAAUAAAAUCAAGUUUUGGAGUUCAAGUUGUACAGGAGACAAAACGGCGAAAUCUAACACCCAAGUUGACUGCAAAGGCUGUUCUUGCAGCUGCUGCUACUGAUUCUGCUGGCUGCCACCGAGAUUCCAUCCUCUCUUUGGCUUCUGUCAAGUUGAACCAGAGACUUUUGAUUUCAAGCAGUAGAGAUGGGGCUAUCAAGGUUUGGAAGUAAUUUAACCUAAGCAUUAAAGUGCUCUAUUGUACAUAUGAUAUUGAUUUUGUAUAUAGCAUAUUAAGACUAGGAAGUUAAUUUUCCUUUGGUUUUAUUCUCAACCACUUGCCUAUACCAUAUAACUAGCAACCCUCCAAGAAAGGAAAAGAAAGCCCUUUUAGGAUUUGUACAGUGAUCAGUUAUACACUUCAUAAUUUAUUUACUGAAGGAAAAUAGCUGUGGUAUCUAAGUGUUCAUAAAAUUAUCUUCGCAGUCAUUUUGUACUCUUGCUUAUACAUGUAACCUUCAGAGUAUGCUGCCUCAUUUUCUGUUCACCUGGACCUUAUUAUCUCAUUUUCUAUUGGCUA
Messenger RNA from Jatropha curcas, 5122 nucleotides. It is a transcript of the gene VPS15, whose product is annotated as protein kinase family protein / WD-40 repeat family protein. Gene Ontology annotation, biological process: autophagy of peroxisome; protein phosphorylation; late endosome to vacuole transport. Gene Ontology annotation, cellular component: late endosome; nucleus-vacuole junction; phosphatidylinositol 3-kinase complex, class III, type I. NCBI's taxonomy places the organism in Eukaryota, Viridiplantae, Streptophyta, Magnoliopsida, Malpighiales, Euphorbiaceae. The record is from RefSeq and is a predicted model, not a curated record. Gene Ontology annotation, molecular function: ATP binding; protein binding; protein serine/threonine kinase activity.